Molecule: messenger RNA, 2567 nt
Organism: Vidua chalybeata
Lineage: Eukaryota; Metazoa; Chordata; Aves; Passeriformes; Viduidae
Gene: SPRY1
Product: sprouty RTK signaling antagonist 1
Exons: 2
Coding region: 260-1222 (320 amino acids)
Biological process (GO): negative regulation of MAP kinase activity; negative regulation of Ras protein signal transduction; multicellular organism development
Cellular component (GO): cytosol; membrane
Source: RefSeq, a predicted model, not a curated record
AGAGGGGAGCUGCGGUGGGCAGGAGAGCGGGGCUUUUCUCCGCUGGCCCAGUAGGACGUGGAGAUCGGCGAGCGAGGGCUGCGCAGGGACGAGGAGCGCAGCCCGCUGGCCUUCCCCGUCCCGGGGGCUGGGAGAGCGAGUAGCCGAGGCCCCGCCGCCCCCCGCCCGCUGGAUUUGCCGUUCCCGGUGGCUCCCUGCACAUCCGAUUUCAGAUGCAUGCCAGGUUCCUGCUGAAUGCCAGCAGCAGAGAUCACUACAGAUGGAGCCCCAAAGUCAGCAUGGCAGCGGUGGCUCACUGGUGGUGAUUCAGCAGCCCUCCCUGGACAGCCGGCAGCGCUUGGACUAUGACAGGGACAGCCAGCCCACGACCAUCUUGUCACUGGACCAGAUCAAGGCCAUCAGGGGCAGCAACGAAUACACCGAGGGGCCGUCAGUGGUGAAAAAGUCAGGUCCACGGACGGCGCCGAGGCAGGAGAAGCAUGAGAGGACUCACGAGAUUAUACCGAUUAAUGUGAAUAAUAACUACGAGCACAGGCCCAGCCACGCAGGGCACGUGGCACAUCAACAUAACGCCAGGGCUCCCAUCCUGAGCCGAUCAACCAGCACGGGCAGCGCGGCCAGCUCCGGCAGCAACAGCAGCGCCUCCUCGGAGCAAGGGCUGCUGGGGCGCUCGCCGCCCUCCCGGCUGGGCUCCGGCCACAGAUCCGACCGGACAAUCCGGGCGCAGCCCAAGCAGUCGGCGCUGAUCGUGGACGAUCUGAAGGGGCCUUUGAAAGAGGACUUGACGCAGCACAAGUUCAUCUGCGAACAGUGUGGGAAGUGCAAGUGCGGGGAGUGCACGGCGCCGCGGGCCCUGCCCUCCUGCCUGGCCUGCAACCGGCAGUGCCUGUGCUCGGCCGAGAGCAUGGUGGAGUACGGCACCUGCAUGUGCCUGGUCAAAGGGAUCUUCUACCACUGUUCCAACGACGAUGAAGGGGACUCGUACGCGGAUAAUCCCUGCUCCUGCUCCCAGUCACACUGCUGUUCUAGGUACCUGUGCAUGGGAGCCAUGUCCUUGUUCCUGCCUUGCUUGCUCUGCUACCCUCCGGCCAAAGGAUGCCUAAAACUCUGCCGGGGGUGCUACGACCGCGUCAAUCGUCCGGGGUGCCGGUGCAAGAACUCCAACACGGUCUAUUGUAAACUGGACAGCUGCCCCUCCCGGGGUCAGGGCAAACCCUCAUGAUUUUGGGAGGGAGUUUUACUUCCUCCAACUUCAGUUUUUCAGGUUGUAGCUGAUUUUUUUUUCCCCCUCCCCCCAUCUUUUCUUCUUCCUCCCCUCCUCUCCCAUUGCUUUCCUUUCCUUUCUGUCUGCCCAACUUCAGACACAUGAGUUCUUCCCCUUGCAUCUUUGUUCUCCUCCUCCCACUGACUUGGCUGAGUGUGGAGCGUUUCACACAGUCGCUGCUGCUCUUUGGUAAGUGUGGACCUGGGAUCUGCACCUGCCACUCGUUUGGGCAGGGUCUUUGAGUUUGUAACUGAACCACUCCUGAAAGAGACAGUGAAGGCUCACUGGGCUCUUGAAGCUUCUUGCUCUGUGAAUAUCUUCCCAAAGAUAGUGUUGGGUUUUUUGUUUGUUUGGUUUUUUUUUUUUUUCCUCAGCAAGUUAUGGUUUUUUCUCCUUAACCUCCUGAGUGCCAAGGGAGAAUAACUUUCCUGAGUGAGCUGGAUUGUGAAAUAACUUUUUGUGUGCUUUCUGGAGAGGGAUGUAAAAUAAAGGCUUCACCAAAUGAAAGGCCUAACUCUUCUAUAAGCAGCCUGCUUCUUUUUGCAUCUUUUUUUUUUCCCCCCUUUCUUUUUCUCUUAACUUUUGGAACAUUCUCAGACCUGAGAAUUGCCCUGCCUCUUUUUUCUCUUUUUAUUUUAUUUUAUUUUAUUUUAUUUUAUUUUAUUUUAUUUUAUUUUAUUUUAUUUUAUUUUAUUUUAUUUUACUUUAUUUUCAGUGUAACUUCAGUUUUUGCUACACUAUGUAGAUCUUCACAUUGGAGACAUUGUGGCUGCAACAUACUAAUUUGUUUCUUUUUGCUGUCUUUGAAGGAUAUUGCUUACUCCACCCUCCUAAUCCAGUUUUUAUAGUCUGUCAGUAUCAGUUGAUAUUAAAGUUGGUGGUGUUCAUAUAUCCAAACAGCCUUCAGGUGUCAUUGAGUCACCUAAAUGUUCUUGAAUCCUUCAAGUCUCUUGUGAUCCUUUGGCUUAGUGAGUUUAGCUCUUCUCUGUACUUUAUAAUUUUAUUCUGUCCCUGUUUUAUUGCCUUAGCCACAGAUUGUGGUCCUUUUUUGUAUAUUUUAUGUAUAAAACACAAAGUUGAAUCCCAACUAUUUUUAAGACAAAAGUCUGUUAAAACUUUUUUUAUUGUAAAGAAUAUUUAUUAUGUGAAUCUCUAUUAUUUUAUGAUAUUUAUUGCAAAAGACUUUGAAAAUGUACUCAUGUCUGAAUAUAACAAAAUAUCAAUACUUAACGAAAUAAGGAUGACACGAAGAAAGUACAUAUGUUAACUAUAAUGCAGAAAAUAUAUUAAUUAAUGAAAACGC